CUGCGCCUCGCGGCAACUCGAUCAUAUGCCGCCGCAUUAACCUUCACUCUCACUCCCUCACCGACCGAUUUUCCUUUCUACUUUGCUGCAAAUCCUCUCUCCCUCCAAAUCUCCGAUACCCACAGAGAGAGGGAGAGAUGGCGAGGGAUGAAAUCACUCCGCUGGGUACCCAUGAAGGAGGACAAGAAGAACAAGAGCGAGGUGCUGGGGGCAAGGUGAAGAGAUUGCUGCCGAGGAAACCCCCCGCAACUCCUUAUUCGCGGCCGCCGGAAACCUCUCGGCACCGUUGGAUUUCGAGGCUCAUGGAUCCUGCUUGCCGUCUCAUUGCUGGCCAAGCCACGCGGAUUUUCCCUUCCUUCUUCUCCAAAACCUCCGUCGCCCCUGCUCUUCCUGGCCCUACUCGUGCCGACGGGGAUCAAGGUAAAUGGCUGACAGGUGAAGAAACUCAAAGGGAUGACAGACAGGAAGGUGAUUUACAUCCCCUUACAUUUUUCGUGAGUAUGCUAAGUCUUUUGCAGGAUGGGACAACCAAAUCAGCUGAAACAGAAAGUACUGGUGAAAGAUAUAAUAAACUGAGCAGCAGUUGUGAUUUGGUUCUGCAUAAACAGGAUGAAAAAGGAGAGCAAUCUGAAAACAACAAGCUAUCUGAAAUUGAGCAACUGGUAAAAGGGAAAAGAUUUUCGAGAGACGAGGUUCACCGUUUGAUGGAGAUAAUAAAUUUGAGGGCAAGUGAGCUUCCUAAUGUUGUACAAGGAGAGGAAAACGCUAGCCUAACUGUUAGAAAUGACAACAAAGGAAUUGUUGUGUCACAUGAUGAUCCAAACAUAUCAAAUGAACAAAAACACGAAGACUUGACUGGAGCUUUAUGGGGAAGCUCAACACGUCUUGAUCGGUCAAAGGUCCAAGAUGAUAUUGGUGCCUCACCAGUUGAGAUUGCAAAGGCUUAUAUGGGUUCCCGUGCAUUUGAAGUAGGCCCCAGUUCUAAGAGCACAGUCCACACUGUUGAAAGCGGCAUGCUACAUGGUAAUGAAGCUGCUAUAAAGCCAUAUGUUCCAUCACUUUCACCAAAGACGUCAGCAUGUUGGCCAGGUGUCAUGGUGCAAGAUUCUUACACAACACCAUUAAGCCAAAGUAGGGGAUAUGGCCUUCAUAACUUCCCCAGAACGCCUUAUUCUAGAACAAUUUUAUCAAAAUCCAAGUCCAGGUCAAUUCACGUGCAAGGCAAUAACAGUCAUAUGUCAUCAACUCCCCUCCAUCAAUCACAGACUACUUUGUAUCUGCAGGAUAAAUCUAGAGUUGAUGCAUUUGAGGGUGGUUAUGGAUCUGUUGGACCCAUCCGUCAAAUUAGGCACAAGGCUGGUGCACAAUCUUCUUCAAGAAGGCCAGCUUACACACCUUCACCUCUGAAUGGCCCGGCCAGGAGGGAAAGUUCAGAUGUUCAUGAAGGUUUCUUGCCUGCUUUUACAAAGAAUUUGGAACCUGACAAGACUGGCGACACUCAUAAAUUCCACUCAUUAGAUAACAAGCCACAGGGUAGUGGGGUUGCUCUUCCAACAGUGCACAUGCAUACCAGUUUGAUGGCUAGGAGAAUAUUGGAGCAUAUUGAUAGAAAUCCUCCCACUCCUCAACAGAAAUCUGCAGAGCUGAAUCUGGCCACUAAAUGGAAGAAUCCCGAGUCUUCUGUUAAUGCCAAUGGUGUCUUGUCAAAUGAAAAUAAUGGCUUUCUGAAAUUAAAAGAUGCCAAUUCAUAUAAAUAUGAUGGGUAUGAUGGAAAGAAAUCCACUCUAAAUGAAAUUCAAGGGAGCUCCCAUGUUGAUAGUUUGAGUGCUGAUAAAUCUAUCAAUGUCAACAAUGCAACAUCUUUGCCAUCUGGAAUCAACGUUGGCAGUAGCUUCCUGAAAAUUGGAAGUGAUGCAAGGUCCUUGCAAAAUACUAAUGGCGCCCAAAAUUUUCCAAUGAAAUCUACUGAAGAGGAUGCAUCGAAGAUUGUCUCAUCUGUUAAUCAGCCUAGUGUGAAAAUUCAAGAGAAGAUACCUCUGUCCAACUACUCAAUUGGAAAACCGGUAUUACCAUCUAUUAACAUCAACAAGCCUGAGCCAAAGUGGACCUUGGCAUCUGAUAGAAGCUCAGGAUUUACCUUCCCGGUUUCUGCUGCCUCUUCUGUAUUCUCCGAGCCACCUACACCAUCCAUCGUGCCAUCGUUCUCCACUGGCGGUGACCGCCAAUCAAAAGAAAUUGCUACUGAACCUUCAUAUAGUUUUGGAUCCAAAAGAUCAAGUCCAGCUCUAGUGUUCUCUUUCCCUUCUACAAGCAGUACUGCUGUUCAGAAUGACGCUGGUGACAUAAAGUUCAGCUUUGGGUCCAAUGAUAAGGCUAGGCUUUCAUUUAGCUCGUUUGGUACGAAUGCCGUCUGCUGAAACAGGGGAAUUUAGGUUUCAUAAGUUUUCCGAUCUAUUUUUUCCCUCAGGCUAAUAGGCUUUCUUUUCUUUUCUUUCUUUCUUUGCUUUUUUUUUAAUACUCUUGUUGCCCAUCCUCUUAGCUGUUUGUACAGGCACUCUUGCUUUUGUUUUUCGACUGAAGAUACGAGUGAAUUAAAAAUUAAGCCUUUUUGAAGGGUUACAA
Molecule: messenger RNA, 2622 nt
Organism: Prosopis cineraria
Lineage: Eukaryota; Viridiplantae; Streptophyta; Magnoliopsida; Fabales; Fabaceae
Product: nuclear pore complex protein NUP1-like
Exons: 8
Coding region: 138-2417 (759 amino acids)
Biological process (GO): nuclear membrane organization
Cellular component (GO): nuclear envelope
Source: RefSeq, a predicted model, not a curated record